Molecule: messenger RNA, 1584 nt
Organism: Colletotrichum spaethianum
Lineage: Eukaryota; Fungi; Ascomycota; Sordariomycetes; Glomerellales; Glomerellaceae
Product: MFS siderochrome iron transporter 1
Exons: 3
Coding region: 1-1584 (527 amino acids)
Biological process (GO): transmembrane transport
Molecular function (GO): transmembrane transporter activity
Source: RefSeq, a predicted model, not a curated record
AUGGGUGUCGAUACAGAUCCCACGAAGAACCUCGAGGCGACGCACGAGGUUGCCUCGCCUCAUGAUGCUGUUCGUGGGGGGAGUCUCGACAUCCACGGAAUCGAAGAUGCCGCCAUCAUUCCCAAAGGCGCCUUGGAUCCCGUCUAUGAGGCCAAGGCCCGGGUGCUCAACCGCGCUAUACAAGACAUCGGAAUGGGAUGGUACCAAUGGCAGCUCUUCAUCGUCGUCGGGUUCGGCUGGGCAAGCGACAACCUUUGGCCCAUCGUGACGUCUCUGAUCUUCACUCCAGUCACCAACGAGUUUGGCCCUUCUCGACCUCCUCUUCUUAUGCUGGCACAAAACAUUGGCCUUCUGGCAGGCGCCAUGUUCUGGGGCUUCGGUUGCGACCUCUUCGGUCGGAAAUGGGCCUUUAACCUCACCCUGGGCCUAACGGCGUUCUGGGGCCUGGUCGCAGCCGGGGCUCCUAACUUUGCUGGCAUCGGCGUCUUUGCGGCUCUCUGGUCGUUUGGUGUCGGAGGCAAUCUCCCCGUCGACUCGGCCAUCUUUCUCGAAUUCCUCCCAGGAACCCAUCAGUACUUGUUGACGGUCUUAUCCAUCGACUGGGCAAUAGCCCAAGUCAUCGCGACCUUGAUCGCAUGGCCGCUUCUUGGUAACCUCACGUGCCAAGAGGGAGCGACUUGUACCAAGGCCAACAACAUGGGAUGGCGGUACUUCAUGAUCACGGUCGGCGGAUUGACCCUGCUCAUGUUCCUUAUCCGUUUUCUACUCUUCACCAUCUACGAGUCGCCAAAAUACCUCAUGGGAAAGGGGCGCGACGAAGACGCGGUCCGAAUCGUCCACGAAGUCGCCAGGCGAAAUGGCAAGAUCACGUCUCUCUCAAUCGAGGAUCUCAAGGCAUGCGAGCCGGAAGGGUAUGUUGCGCGGACCGACGCUGCUACAGCCAUCAAGAGGAACUUAGAGAAAGUCAAUCUCAGCCGCAUACGUGUCUUGUUCUCUACACGUCGCCUGGCUUUAAGUACCGGCACCAUCAUGGCCAUUUGGGCGCUCAUCGGCCUCGCCUACCCUCUUUAUAACGCAUUCAUCCCAUAUAUCCAGGCAACACGAGGCGCCGAGCUGGGUGACGGCAGCACCUACCUGACGUAUCGCAACAGUCUGAUCAUUGCUGUGCUGGGCGUCCCUGGAGCAUUACUUGGAGGCUGGCUGGUUGAGUUGCCAGCGCUGGGAAGAAAAGGCACGCUCGCUAUCAGCACCGUCCUAACAGGAGUCUUUCUCUACUGCUCCACGACCGCGAUGACUAGCAAUGCGCUUCUAGGAUGGAACUGUGCCUUCAACUUUUGCAGUAACGUCAUGUACGCCGUCCUCUACGGUUUUACCCCGGAGUUGUUUCCAACGCCGCAGCGCGGGACCGGCAACGCGCUUACAGCGACUUGUAAUCGCAUUUUCGGUAUCAUGGCGCCCAUCGUCGCCAUGUUCGCCAACCUCAAGACGUCGGCGCCCGUCUAUACCAGUGGUGCUCUGUUCAUUGCCGCUGGACUCUUAGUGCUGAUACUGCCCUUCGAAUCGAGAGGGAAAGCAGCUCUGUGA